This is a messenger RNA of Thermothielavioides terrestris NRRL 8126, 2394 nucleotides long. RefSeq lists its product as uncharacterized. The coding region runs from base 1 to 2394 and encodes 797 amino acids. Gene Ontology annotation, molecular function: ATP binding; cysteine-tRNA ligase activity. Gene Ontology annotation, biological process: cysteinyl-tRNA aminoacylation. NCBI's taxonomy places the organism in Eukaryota, Fungi, Ascomycota, Sordariomycetes, Sordariales, Chaetomiaceae. The transcript is spliced from 7 exons. Gene Ontology annotation, cellular component: cytoplasm. The record is from RefSeq and is a predicted model, not a curated record.
AUGGCGUCCAUCACAGUCCACAACUCGUUGAAGCCCGGCCCGCCGGUGCCCUUCGUGCCGAGGGAGGAAGGCAAGGUUUCGUGGUAUGCUUGCGGACCAACAACCUACGAUCUGAGCCACCUCGGUCACGCUCGCAACUAUGUGUCGACCGACAUCAUCCGCCGCAUCCUAAUGCAUCACUUUGGCUUCAAGGUCAACUUUGUGAUCAUCAUCAAAGCCAGGAGGAAACGGCUUCUCGAACUCGAAAAGGAGAAGCCGUACACGGCGGAACAAGUGCGUGAGCUUGUGUUCAAGGCAUUUCAGGCGUAUGCAGCGAGCAACCUUCCCCUCCUGACCGGGGCGGACUUGCCCGCACUAGACGAACACAGCUACCUCCAACGGAGAGACGCCGCGUAUGGUAGCGUCCUGGCGGGCGGCACCCUAUCAGGAGAGGGCAAGCCGGGCGACGCCGAGGCGAAGGUGAAAAUGCACCUGAGCAACAUGGACUCCGCGGCGAAGUCCUUGCGCGAUGGGUCUGGGUUCGAUGGCGCCGAAGAGGUCCUUCUUCCAUAUCUUGAUUCCCUGUACAAGGAGACGAUCGACACCAGCGACCAAACCAUCUUUACCGACCUCACGCAAGCCAUGGAGAAGGCCUUCAACGAUGACAUGGCAGCUUUGAAUGUGCUGCCGCCGGACGCCGUGACCCGAGUCACAGAGUAUGUGCCGCAGAUCGUCGCCUUUGUCCAGAAGAUCAUCGACAAAGGAUUUGCGUACGAGGCCAACGGCUCAGUGUACUUCGACAUUGCGGCAUUCGAGAAGGCUGGCAACACGUAUGCUCGUCUCCGGCCCGAGAGCAGAAAUGACAAGGCGCUGCAAGAGGAGGGCGAAGGGUCGCUGUCCAAGAGCUUGGAAGGAAAGAAGCGACCCGGCGACUUUGCCUUGUGGAAGAAGUCGAAACCCGGCGAGCCGUAUUGGCCCAGUCCCUGGGGCGCAGGUCGCCCCGGCUGGCAUAUUGAGUGCUCCGUCAUGGCCUCAGACAAGCUUGGCCAACAGAUGGACAUCCAUUCAGGUGGCAUCGACCUGGCUUUCCCUCACCACGACAACGAACUGGCGCAGAGCGAGGCCUACUUCCACGAGUGCGGCAAAGGCGAGCACACCUGGGUCAACUAUUUCCUGCACAUGGGCCAUCUUUCGAUCGCAGGCAGCAAAAUGUCCAAGAGUUUGAAAAACUUCCAGACGAUCCAAGACGCCUUGGCCACGACGUACACUGCCCGUAACAUGCGUAUUGUGUUCCUAAUGGGACGGUGGAACGAUGGUGUCGAGAUCUCGCAGGACAUGCGGAAGCAGGCAGAUAACUGGGAGAACACCGUGGAUAACUUCUUCACAAAUAUCAAAGCAAAACUGGCGGCGGCUGGACCAACAGUCGACGGAAUCAAGGAUCUGUCGCUGGAGGAUAGCAGAGCCAGGGGGUUGAUCGAAGAGCUGGAACAGGCCAAGAAGGAUGUCGACGCGGCGCUGCGCAACUCUUUCGAUACGCCCGGCGCCAUGCAAGUCAUCCUCCGGCUCGUCAGAGACGCCAACAUCUACAUGAACGACAAGUCCGGCGAGCCCAGUCUGCAGGCCCUGGAGGCGGUCGCUCGGUGGGUCACAAAGAUCGUCGGCAUCUUCGGUCUCGACGCCAGCGCACAGCCCCCAUACGAUGGUCUUGGCUGGGCGGCUGCUGGCGCCGCUUCUACCGCCAACUUGGACCCCCGAGCGGCUGUCCAGCCUUACGCAGCGGCGUACGCCAAGGUCAAGGCGGAUGUUCAAGCGCUAAACCUAACCGAGGCUUCGGUCCAGAACCUGCUCGAGCAACAAAAUCCAGAGGCUGAGUUCGCCGAGCUGGAGAAGAGCGGGGAGCGGGACAUCGAGAAGCUGGCGCUACCGUAUCUGCGGGCGACCUCGCGUCUGCGUGACGAAUUGCGAGCCAUCGCCGCAGGCCUCGAGCCCCAGGCGAAGAAGGCUGUACUGGCGCUGAGCGACCGGAUCCGCGACUACGAUCUCACUGAUUUGGGCGUGCAGCUAGACGACCAGGCCGACAAGCCCAGCCUGAUCAAGUUUGUCCCUGCUGCCAAACUGGUCGCUGCGCGGGAAGAGAAGGCUGCGCUGCUGGCCGAGAAAGCGAGGCAGAAGGAAGAGGCACGGAAAGCGAGGGAGAAGGCUGAGGAGGAGAAGUGGGCCAAGGCCAAGGUGCCUCCCCAGGAGAUGUUCAAGGGCGAUGCGAAGUACCUGGAGUGGGACGCCGAUGGGCUGCCGACCAAGCUGGCGGACGGCAGCGAGGUACCCAAGAGCCAGGCGAAAAAGCUGAAGAAAGACUGGGACAGGCAGAAGAAGUUGCACGACGAGUACCUGGCCAAGUUUGGUGCGAGUGCUUGA